CAUUCUUAAAUUCCAUUAACUCUCCGUCUAUACAUAUUCCAUAUGUCUCUUGUAAUUGCAUUUCAUUACUAUUAAUUCAAUUUGGUAUACAUACAUAUUCAAGCUAAGUAAUUAUCAUACAAUAUUCAACAACUAACCAUAGAGAGUUAUCACUAAUUGCAUUGGACAUGGGAAGAAAUUGUGGAAACGAAUCUGAGGCAAAAUGGCAAUUGGCGUCAGAAAUUUGUGAUCUCUCAAUUCCUUGUUCUCAUCUCUAUCCCACAUUCAUCGACUGGUAUCGUCUUCUUGAUGUGGAUGAGAGUGUUGGAGUAGAUGUGAUUAAGCAGCGAUAUCGUAAACUAGCAUUGCAGCUUCAUCCUGAUAAGAACAAACAUCCCAAAGCCCACAUUGCAUUCAAGUUGCUUUACCAGGCAUAUGUUUGCCUGACGGAUGAAGCAAGCAGAGAGGCUUUUGAAACUGACAGAAGAAACCACAUAUGCCCGAAGUGCUCCAUAAAAUCAAGUGAAAAAACACCUAGACAGAGAAAUGUUGCACAAGUGGUUAAAACAUUUCCUCCUCCAGACAUGGAACGGACAGUUUCCAGAAGCAUUUCACGUCGUGUUAAAGAACUUAAAGCCAGAUUUACGGAAGAAGUUGCAGUUAUAAACACCUGCUUGAAGGCCAAGUCUUCACUCUCUACUUACUCAAUGAACCAACCUCAGACUUUGACAAGACAAAAUGAGACACCAAUCUUCAACCCAUCAAAUUAUGAGUUACAAGGCUAUCCUCAUCCUAGCAAUUAUAGGAAGUUGCUUCAUAGAUUUCAGGAAAGAAGCACUGAGAAUAAUGUUUCUAGCUACCCAGUGUUUGAGCCCAGAUCAGAAAAGGAAGCCUAUGUACAUAGAUUUAGUAGAACCAGCUCUAAGCAUAUGUUCGACAACUAACAGUUAUGUUUCUAUUCCAUGAUGCACCUUUCAUCUCCUU
Solanum dulcamara is the source of this 963-nucleotide messenger RNA. RefSeq lists its product as uncharacterized. Lineage: Eukaryota; Viridiplantae; Streptophyta; Magnoliopsida; Solanales; Solanaceae. The coding region runs from base 168 to 923 and encodes 251 amino acids. The transcript is spliced from 4 exons. The record is from RefSeq and is a predicted model, not a curated record.